Molecule: messenger RNA, 2082 nt
Organism: Acanthopagrus latus (yellowfin seabream)
Lineage: Eukaryota; Metazoa; Chordata; Actinopteri; Spariformes; Sparidae
Gene: arl14ep
Product: ADP-ribosylation factor-like 14 effector protein
Exons: 5
Coding region: 122-787 (221 amino acids)
Cellular component (GO): intracellular membrane-bounded organelle
Source: RefSeq, a predicted model, not a curated record
CGUGUCCUCGGUUUUAGUCCGCCGAGGAAGAAGAAGAAGAAUAACGAAAACAAUCACAAACGGCUGUUUGCAGAGCAGGUUUUUUUUUCUAUUAUUGCGUAGUUUCCACAAAGGAGUCACCAUGCCCGUCAUUUGUGCGGCUACAGGGUGCAACAAUAAGUUUGUGAAAGGGUCGGAAAUACGAUUUUACAGGUUUCCACUCAGCAAGCCACAGCUCUCCAGCAAAUGGGUGCACAGCCUGGGGAUGAAAAACUUUGUCCCAACUGCCAACACCUGCCUCUGCUCAGAGCAUUUCCGGACUGACUGCUUCAGGGACUACAAUGGCAAACAGUUUCUGAGAGAGGACGCAGUGCCCACCCUGUUCGCCAGUGGGCAGGAUUCAUCAAAGAUUGAACUUCGUAAAAGAGGAGUGGUACCAAAGGAGACAAACGUAGCAAAUCCCAUGGCAACACAAGCCGAGCGAGAGAGAGUUCGAGACGUUGGCGGUAUACGCAGAGAAAAGAGAGGCGGAAUGAGGGGUGGACGAGGAAGCCGUGGAGGAAAACAAAUGUCUGACAGGCAGAGCCUCGGAGCCAAGAGCAGAGUGUACGACAGCAAAGGCCGCCUGCUCUCCAACAGCAAGGACAUGUGCGACUGUCUGGAUGUGGAUUGUAUGGGCUGCUUCUACCCCUGCCCCGAAUGUGGCUCGCGCAAGUGUGGAGUGGAGUGUCGCUGCGACCGGAAGUGGCUGUACGAGCAGGUGGAGGUGGAGGGCGGAGAGAUCAUCCGGAACAAGUUUGCUAUUUAGAGAGCAGUGACUUUUGAGGCUUUAAACACGCGAUCAAGGUAUCGGUGUUUGUGCUCUUCCCCUGAACUCAGCGGCAAAGUCAGGCAGACAGACUGUUCAAGACCGUGAUGUUUUCAGUAAUCUUCAAUAACGUUAGCAGAUAUCGAUCAAGUUUCUGCUGAGCAAUUUAAGUAUUCUUCCGAAUAGUUGAUGUGUUUCUUUUGUUUUUCCUGUUUCCUUCAAAACAUAUAUAUUUUUCCAUUUUAUUCUCCUGUAAAAACGCUGCUGAUGUGCCAUUCUUUGUUAAUAAACCCUUUUUUUUUUUAAAAGUCCGCCAUCUUGAUGUGCUAGAACAUCUGCAGAACUUGACCUGAUGUUAUCGCGUCCAUCUGCCUCACGUGAAAUCCUUCGUCUCAACGAGUUGAUAUUUUGAAGCGUACAUUCCUUUGUGUUGCAAAUUUAUGUUUUUUUUAGAUUUAGUUUCCAAUUUAUGUUGUAACAACACUGCUUAUUAAUGCUGGGAGAGUGAGGAAUAGAUCAUGUUUUAGCAUAAAAUACCUGGUUUUGUUGCCGCAGACACGCAGUGAAACACCAUCUGAAACAGUGAGCUCUGGCUUGGCAGCUGUGUUGUCUACAUGAAAUUUGAACAUGUCGGUGUUUUCCAGAUGUGCAAAAUGAUUCUGCUGACUGGGCUGGAAUCACUUCAAUUUUUGAUGUUAAUGUACAUUAGGACACUUUAGAUUUCUUUCUUCUUGACUUAUUUACAGAACAGACGAUAUGUAAGAAUACAAACACAUCUGAAAUAGGCAACUGACAUCAGGACACAAAGAGUUUAAAGAGUUAUAAAGGCAUGAAGGGUUUCAUAUACCUGCCUGUUUGGCAUUUGGUUUAAUCUGGCAUUAAUAAGUGAGAGAAAGACAUAAGAAACACAUUAUAUAGUUUAGACAACCAGCUCCUCUUCAGUCAUUUCCAUUUAUUUCCAUUCUCACUUUGUCAGGUAGGUGGCUGUGAGGCAUCUUACUGCUGUUUUCUGUGUGCCAUAAAAGAAAAAAAAAAAAAAAGAUACAGUGACAGACAAGAGCUACACACUCUACCAGCACCCGCAUAAAGUUAGCCAGCCAAUGCAGCAGUGUUUCAGAUUCUUUAGAUUUUCUUUAGAUAUUGUGAACCAAGACUUAUUUUGACUUCAAUGAUUGAGAAACAAAAGUCUUAUCUCAUAAAUGUGCCGUUAUAAGGAAUAUAUAUUUGUUUCUGCAAGAUCUAUAAAAUCCCUGACACUUUAUUUAUUUUAAUAAUAAAACUAGGAAAACAUUUUA